Molecule: messenger RNA, 1638 nt
Organism: Australozyma saopauloensis
Lineage: Eukaryota; Fungi; Ascomycota; Pichiomycetes; Serinales; Metschnikowiaceae
Exons: 1
Coding region: 1-1638 (545 amino acids)
Source: RefSeq, a predicted model, not a curated record
AUGUUCCUCGCUAGCCGAAGUUGGCACAAUUGCUCUCCAGCAUUUCGAAAUUCCAAAAAUUUGGGUUUGAGAAAUGUCCACACUUCGAAUAAUUUGAAUAGAUUGGAGCAAAAGUCCCGUCUACCCAGAUUAUUUGCCAUCUUUGGUGGCGUUGCUGGAACAUGCUACCUCAUCGAUGAGUAUUACUUGCAAUCUUUACUUCAAAGGUCAGUUAGGGCUAUAAGUGUUUUGUCUUAUGUUGCGUAUCGCUACUCAACUGCAUCCAGUAUAACAGAAAUACAAGCCUUUCAUGAACAGGGUGCAAAGAGCAUCUUUGACAUGUUGGCUGCCAAUAAGGGCCUCUACAUCAAAUUGGGACAGGCAAUCGCUAAUCAAGGUGCUGUCUUUCCUGUUGCUUACCAAAAGCAUUUCGUGAACUUGUACGAUGCUGCCCCUGUUGACUCUUGGGACCUGGUAGAUCGGCUUCUUCGGCAAUCUCUUGGAUCCAACUACGAGAAAGAAGUCUUUGAAUAUAUAGAACACAAUCCAAUUGCAUCCGCUCUGAUAGCACAAGUGCACAAAGCAAAGCUUAAGCUGAAUGGAGACGUGGUGGCCGUCAAGGUCCAGCACCCAUACAUUGCCAAACAAAUGCCGGUCGAUUUGAGAGUCUAUCGACUCAUGAGUUGGGUUUACUCCAAAGUGUUUGAUAUACCGUUGACUUUCAUUACAAAGUAUGUAGCGGAGCAAAUGUUUAAGGAGACCAACUUUGUCACCGAAGCUGCCAACAGCGAAAGGCUUGCAAGUCUACUUGCAAACGAUCCUCAUGUGCAAAACCUAGACAUUUACGUUCCAGAAUGUUACAAGGAUUUAUCAAGUAAGAAAAUUCUUAUUACAGAAUGGAUAGAAGGUAUAUCCUUGACAGACAAGGAGAAACUCAUUGACAAUUCCUACUCUUUGCCCAGAGUCAUGUAUCAAUACAUUACUGUUUUUGCCCGUCAAAUCUUUGAAUACGGUUUUGUGCACUCAGACCCGCACCCCGGCAACUUGCUUGUUAGAAAAAUUGGCGGAAGACAACAAUUGGUGAUCUUGGACCAUGGUUUAUACAUAUCCUUGCCGGAGAAGUUCAGACAGGAAUAUAGCGAACUUUGGGAAGCUAUGUUCAACAUGGAUCAAAAGAAGGUAAACCAGGUCUCAGCUGAAUGGGGUGUUGGAUCUAGUGAGUUUUUGAGAGGAAUGGCCCAACUCAGACCACCUACAAAUAUGGGCAAAGUCCCCAAUGCCAUAGAACUUAUGAGAGAGCUUCUCAGUGAUCUGACGAAAUUUCCACCAGACCUUAUGUUCAUCAUGAGAACGAUGAGAAUGAUCCAAAAUUUAAAUCAAACUAUGGGAAGUCCCGUCAACAGAAUUAACGUUUUAACGAAGUCUGCAAUCUACCUGGUGACAGAUAGAAGAGAGUUUACGUUGAAAAAUUGGUUCAUCUCGAUCAAAUCUAGAUUUUUUAUUUUCAUUAGUGAGACUGUGUUCCUCUUUUUGAGAGCUCGCCAAAUACUAUUGGGAGAUAAGUAUGGAGGAAAGGGAGAAGGUAUGGAGGAUUUCAUUGAAGAACAUAUUCGUGAAAGCGCCAAGUCAAUGGGAUUUGAAAUUGUGGAUGGUUUGUAG